AUCGGUCCAGUCAACCGCGUGGCUUUCGUGCGUAUUGUUCGACGUUACUGUCGCCGCCGUCGUCGCCGUCGUCGCCGUCGCGUAAAGUGACAUGAAACACAUCAGAAAAUCAAAAUAAUCACUAUAAUACCUUUAUUUCUGGUACGAUAUCAGAGAAGUACCUAAUCUUACACAUCGACCGCCAUAUACUGGACUACUGUAUAAUAGUGUUUCGGAAUAAUUUUUGUUACCGUGGUGAUUUAUUUUUUAAAAAAAUUUUUAUGAAAUAAGUACCUACAUACUGGGACAACUACUACGGUCACCACACAGAUCUACAAGAGAAGAUAACAAUUAUAAAAAAAAAAAAAAAAAAUGGCACAACUAGUCUUAAACUUUAUCGACAGUUACCACGACAUAAUGGACAACAAAAGUGAUCCCAGAGUAAACGGCUGGCCGAUGUUGUCCAGUCCAUUCCCGACGCUGUUUAUUUGUCUGUUCUACGGUUACUUUGCCAAGACUCUCGGGCCAAGACUGAUGGAAAACCGAAAACCUUUUCAACUUAGAAAAGUUCUCAUAGUUUAUAAUGCAAUACAAACGAUGUUCAGCGCUUGGAUAUUCUAUGAAUAUAUGAUGAGCGGCUGGGGAGGAUCGUACAGUCUAAAAUGUCAGCCGGUCGACUAUUCCUAUAGUCCGAUGGCCUUACGAAUGGCCCAAACUUGCUGGUGGUACUAUAUUUCUAAAUUCACCGAAUUUUUCGACACGUUGUUUUUCAUACUCAGGAAGAAGAACCAACAAGUGUCGACGUUGCAUGUCAUCCACCACGGAUGUAUGCCGAUGAGCGUCUGGAUGGGAAUGAAAUUCGCCCCCGGCGGCCACAGCACUUUCUUCGCGUUGCUCAACACGUUCGUGCACAUUGUUAUGUACUUCUACUACAUGGUGUCGGCGAUGGGACCUAAGUACCAAAAAUACAUUUGGUGGAAGAAGUACCUCACCUCAUUCCAGAUGCUACAGUUCGUAUGCAUUUUCGUCCACCAGUUCCAACUGUUGUUCCGCGAAUGCAACUACCCAAAGAGUUUCAUGGUUUGGAUAGGCCUACACGGCGUCAUGUUCUUGUUCCUGUUCUCAGACUUCUACAAAUCCAAAUAUACCAGUGACGGUAAACGGAGACCGGCAAACGACGGAGCUUGUAUGCCGGUGGAGGGAGCGAGUUACAGCAAGUGUUCCUCCAACGAACACGACAACGUCGUGUACUAUUCGAACGGCAUCGUCAACGGUUUCAAAACGACUGAAGACGCCAAAACCAAAUAGUUAUGGGCCGAUACGAUUAAAACGUUCCUAACCGAAUGGAGGAAAACAGCUGGCGGAUAUAUGACACAAUCACCAAUAAUAUAAAGCACACUCAAAACAAAAAUAAAAAUAACGAAACACAAUAUAUAAUAAUAUAAAAAUGAAUUAUUUGAAGAAAAAAAAUGUCCAUAUAAUAAAAAAAAUAUUUAAAACAAAAAAAUUAAAAAAUUAAAACUAAAAAAAAACGAAAAAAUGUGUAUAACAUGCAGCAGUAAAACUUUUACGCUGUUCGUCUGAGGUAUUAUACAUGUAACAACAAAAUAUUUAAUACGUAUAAACAAAUAUAACUUAUUAACUAAAACAAUAAUAAUAUGUAUUGUAUGUAUAAUAUGCAAAUUAUGUACAAUAUUGUAUAUUAUACGUAAAUACUUAUAUAUUAUUUGAUUUAAAGAUCCAUUUAGAUUUUCAAUUUUAAUGUAGUGCAUUUUUUUUUAUACAAAUUUGUAAUAAACGGUUUUUUUCUUCAUUGGAACCCAGUAUUAUUCGCGAAUUGGUGUGAAAAUGUGUGCAAUGCUUGAAGUACUUAUAUAUUGUUAUCGGUAGGCAAAUUUCGGGGGAUGGGUAUAAGUAUAUUGUGUAUGUCUAGAGCAUCGAAUAACCUUUUUUUUUUUUAGUAACUCAUACACUUUGUUAUGAUAUAUAUUAUAUACUUAACGUUCGAAUUAUAUAUACCCAUCCCGGUGGAAUUCUCUCUCUUGUUUUCACUCGAAAUAUAAUAAAUACGAAUCAAUAAACUACAUAAUAUUACAAUAUUAUAUAAAUAUAUUCAAAAUGAAUAAGAUAAAACGGAAGAACAGUACAAACGAUAUUAAAUACACUAAUUAGGUAUAGUUAUUUUGGAAUUGUGUUACCUUUCGUAUAGAUUAUGUUAUUAUGAUAAUUUUAAAUUUAUAUUUUUUCCCUCGUUUCCCAUAUAUUGUUGUUUACAAUGUAAUACAUACGGCAACGAAAAAUAUAUGUAGAACUCUCUAAGUAUAACCUUAUAUAUAGUGUCAACGAUAUAUAUGUAUGUAGAUUGUAAGAACGUGAGGCCAUCGUACUUUUCUGAAUCAGCGUGUUUUUUUUUUACGAUUUUAGUCAUAUUAUUAUAUAUAUUUACUUUCUUUUUUAA
This is a messenger RNA of Acyrthosiphon pisum (pea aphid), 2437 nucleotides long. Its product is annotated as elongation of very long chain fatty acids protein AAEL008004. The record is from RefSeq and is a predicted model, not a curated record. Gene Ontology annotation, molecular function: fatty acid elongase activity. The transcript is spliced from 9 exons. Gene Ontology annotation, biological process: fatty acid elongation, saturated fatty acid; fatty acid elongation, polyunsaturated fatty acid; very long-chain fatty acid biosynthetic process. The coding region runs from base 352 to 1287 and encodes 311 amino acids. Gene Ontology annotation, cellular component: endoplasmic reticulum membrane. NCBI's taxonomy places the organism in Eukaryota, Metazoa, Arthropoda, Insecta, Hemiptera, Aphididae.